Molecule: messenger RNA, 550 nt
Organism: Cokeromyces recurvatus
Lineage: Eukaryota; Fungi; Mucoromycota; Mucoromycetes; Mucorales; Mucoraceae
Exons: 1
Coding region: 50-493 (147 amino acids)
Source: RefSeq, a predicted model, not a curated record
ACGAAUUAUUAUCAUACUAUGUUUUUUCCUUUUUACAAAUAAAUAUAUUAUGACAAUUUUUGGAAGCUUACCUUUUUUCGGUCUUGCUGUUUCAUCACAAAAGAAACCGGCAGAACGUAUUCGUAAAAGUAUUGGACCCACUCUUUCAAAUGUAUUAAAACGACAACACCAACCAUUUUCAACGUCUACAGUACAAAAGACGAUAUCUGCUACUAAAGCAAAUAGGUCGUCUUCUAAUUAUUAUUAUAAACAAAAUAAUAAUAGUUCUUCAUCAUCGACUAAAGGACCUGAGAAGGUCAUAGUCACUGAAGGUUCAAUGCUCAAUCACUUCCCAAGCCCCAACUUAAUACCUACACUUCAUUCUUUAUUAUUCGGCAGUAAUAAUAAUAAUAGUAGUAGUAGUCCUUCAUCAUCAUCAAGUCCUUUUAUACGACAACAACAAGUAUGUAAUAAUUGUUAUGGUCCUCAUUCAACUGAUUUUUGUCCUUGUUAAAGAACAACAACGUAAAGUCAAAUGCUUUGUGUCAUGACUUUGUGUGAAUAUUAUUCC